CUUGACUUGAUCAUUAGCCGCGCGGCCCUUGCUUCUCCUCCUCUCCUUCGUGCUAGAACGGGGCGCCUCGUAUCACUCGAGGACGCUAGAAUAAGAGGAUACCAGGGCUCACAUAACGCGGCCAUCACCCCAAAGUAGGCAAAGGGUGGCAAUUAAGAUGGAUCCGCAUUCUGGAUCCAGAUUUCAUAAGGUUUAGGCUGCUCCGUCCAGUGACCCCAUUCCGAUAACGCAAUCCUCCUUAAUGAGUAGGUGCUAAGCACAUUUUUCCAGUCUAGGAACCUAUUAGCGACGGAUUCGGCAGAUUGCCCCCGAUGCCAUUGUCUUAAGAGCAGCAAGAGCCAUGAUCCUGAAGAUGAGGAGUCACCUCUCUUAGCUUCUGUCGAUUGUCAACAUCGAAAAGCCUCGGAUAUGGGACCACCACUUAGCCCCACCGUCGACCAGGACUCGGUGUUGUCAGAUCGGGAUGCGGACGGUGAUCUCGUGACAGCCGCCGAGCAGCGCGACCUCAAGCGCGGGCUUGCAGAGCGCCAUCUGUCCAUGCUUGGCAUCGCGGGAGCGAUCGGUACUGGCCUGUUCCUGGGACUUGGCAGCGCGAUCCAAAGCGGUGGUCCUCUUGGCGCCUUGCUUGGCUAUGCAACCGUUGGGUUGGUCGUGUGCGCAGUGCAGUUUGCCCUCGGUGAGGUUGCUGCGCUGUUGCCCGUUACUGGAGCCUUUGUGAGGCACGCCGAGUUUCUCGUCGAUCCUGCGUGGGGUUUUGCCAUCGGCUGGAACCUCGUGUACGGCAAUGUCUUGUCCAUUCCGUCGGAAAUCACUGCCAUCUGCGUUCUAUUCGAGUUCUGGACCGACGUCAACCCCUCCGUUUUCAUCAUCACAUUUAUCAUCCUCACCGUCGUUGUUGGGCUUGCCUUUGUUCGCGUCUUUGGCGAGGUCGAGUACUUCUUCGCUGUGCUCAAGAUCCUCCUCGUCGUAUUCCUCAUCAUUCUCGGCCUGGUGAUCGACUUGGGUGGUGUUCCAGGCACCCCCCGAAUCGGCUUCAGGCACUGGAAGAAUCCCGGUCCUUUCGUCGAGUACAUCACCACCGGGCCAUUAGGUCACUUCCUCGGCUACUGGAGUGUCAUGACAAGCGCUGUGUUUUCGUUCGCUGGCGUUGAGUCUAUCGCAAUGGCAGCUGCCGAGACCAAAAACCCUCGCAGAGCCAUCCCGAUAGCCUGCAGAAAUGUCUUUAUCCGAAUCAUCAUCUUCUAUAUGCUCGCCAUCUUGGUGGUGGGCAUGCUCGUCGCCAGCAACGACACGCGCCUGGACGACGCAUAUGGAUCAGCCGCGCAGAGUCCCUUUGUGAUUGCUGCUUCUGCUGCUGGACUACCUGCCAUUCCAUCUGUUGUCAAUGCAGUCGUCAUUACUUCUGCUUGGUCGGCUUCGAACCAGAGCUUAAUGGCAGGAACCCGCGUCUUGUACGGCCUCGCCCUCAAGCGCCAGGCUCCGCGCAUCUUUUUGAAGACGACCUCAUGGGGCACCCCAUGGGUGUGUGUGCUCUUUUUUACCGCCUUCAUGUUCCUCAGUUUUAUGAGUCUUUCCAACGGCGCUAUGACUGUGUUUUGGUGGUUCGUGGACCUGACUGCCGCGGGUGUCUUGGUUUCGUGGUCCGCUAUCUUGUUCAAUCACAUCCGAUUGAGACGCGCUAUGCAGGCACAGAAUAUCCCUGUCUCACAACUUCCGUGGCAUAAUUCCUGGACAAUCUAUUCUUCAUACGCGGCGUUGGUCAUGUCUAUUACCAUCCUCCUGACAGGUGGAUUUGCCGUCUUCACCAAAGGCAACUGGAGUGCUGUUGGCUUUGUCUCAUCAUAUCUGGAUAUCCCUAUUGUGAUCAUAGCAUAUCUUGCAUGGAAGUUUGCGAAGAAGACGAAAAUCGUCUCGUUAACGGAAAUCCCUCUCCGUGAUGCUUUUGAUAAAUGCCACGAAUAAGACCCAUCAUCUGAUCUUUAGACUUCUGACUGGAACCCGCAUCCGAGGUAGACAAGCGUGGCGACUCACUUGGUCGAUUUGAUCUGGGACGUUUGGAAAUGCGAAAGAACUGGGACGAUGCGAAGCUGAAUAACUUCUAAAUAGACUAGAAUGAGUCGUAUUCAUGUAUAUAAACUUGCUGCUUACGGCUAAGGCGACGUUUGCGAUAAUCGAUCACUAAUUAAUUGA
This is a messenger RNA of Ilyonectria robusta, 2190 nucleotides long. Its product is annotated as amino acid permease/ SLC12A domain-containing protein. The coding region runs from base 409 to 1962 and encodes 517 amino acids. The record is from RefSeq and is a predicted model, not a curated record. Gene Ontology annotation, biological process: amino acid transmembrane transport. The transcript has 3 exons. Lineage: Eukaryota; Fungi; Ascomycota; Sordariomycetes; Hypocreales; Nectriaceae. Gene Ontology annotation, cellular component: membrane. Gene Ontology annotation, molecular function: amino acid transmembrane transporter activity.